Molecule: messenger RNA, 3485 nt
Organism: Syngnathus acus (greater pipefish)
Lineage: Eukaryota; Metazoa; Chordata; Actinopteri; Syngnathiformes; Syngnathidae
Gene: rasip1
Product: Ras interacting protein 1
Exons: 16
Coding region: 288-3248 (986 amino acids)
Biological process (GO): signal transduction; negative regulation of Rho protein signal transduction; regulation of GTPase activity
Cellular component (GO): cell-cell junction
Molecular function (GO): GTPase binding
Source: RefSeq, a predicted model, not a curated record
AACAAUGGGCCUGUUUCUCUAUCUAUAGACUCAGAGAGGCCGAGGGCUGCGAGGAACCAGCAUAGCUUGUUGAAGCCGUCGUGAAUUCAAAGAAUUUUCUCCUGCGCAGAAGAUUGGAUUCAUGGAUGGCAGGAGAUAGAGAAGCACACGCGUAGAUGUGCGACGGAUUGAAACAUGGAAUAUCGUCACAGGGAAAGGGAAAUACUGAGGAUUGUUAGUUUGCAUUGACUUGCGUGUUUGCUUUUAAGGUACUAACAAAAACACACAAGGAUCAGAAGUUCCUGUGGAUGGAGGGGUCAGGCAGUCCUCGUGGCAGAAAGCUCCAGUUCCCAGUCGGUCUUUGGAUCAAUUCCCCCAGGAAACAUUUUGCAAAGCUGGGGCGUCGUUGGCCCAGCGCGGUCUCUGUCAAGUCGACCACCAGCUCCGACGCGGCCUCCCUUCACGAGGCCCCCUCCAUUCCUUCCUCUUCCCUUUCUAACUCAACUCCCUCGCUGGCUUCCCCAAACCCGUCGCCGUCUCCUUCCCCGGCCUUCCUCAGGCCUCGGCCCGCUGCGCCCCAGUCGCGCACCAAGCGCCUUUCCCAUCUCUUCCUGCGGGGGCGCUCCAAUAGCGACCGGGACCGGGCGGUGGGCGAGAGGGAGAGAGAGCUUUGGGCCCACUCGGCGGCCUCCUCCACUCACCACUAUGUACCCCCGACUUCUUCCUCUGCCCCGGGCCUGAUCAAGAUCUACGGAGAUGCGCUAUCCAGCGGCGCGAACUAUCGCUCCUUGCUGGCUAACGUUCACUCGACGGCCAGUCAGCUCAUCGCUCAGGUUAUCACUCGCUACACCGAGAGGGAGCGGGAGGAGACAGACGAAGCAGUUCUCCAGAAACACAUCCCCGAGGACUUCCUGCUGUGCGAUGUCAUCGGAAAGCCCAUCCAGCAGCCAGAUGGAGCUAUCAAGUGGGAGACGGAGUGUCGGAGAAACGUGGCCCCGUGGGAGUGCCCCUUGUUGUUGGCGGACAUGUGGCGGCCCAAGGAUGGGUUCGAGCGGCGCUUUGAAAUCCAGAGGAAGGAAGACUACGAAAGAGAAGAGAGGGAGCGGGAGAGCUAUCAAGGUGUGCGCUGGAGGCGAAGCAGGAUGUCGUCAGGGAGCGCGGCGGAGGAGGGCGAGCGCGGCCACCGCGGAAGGAACUCGGAGCUCAGGAGGAGCAUCAGCGACAUGAACCUCAGCCUGAGGCGCCGCCAAGGCAACCAUGUGACCAAUGAGCAGCGUGGAGGCGGUUGCCAGCCCGCCAACAACAACGGAGCCGUGCUGGACAGGAAGAACAUUGUGAGCAUGAUCAGCCCGCAGCACGGAGAGAUUAGAGCAUCUAAGGCGGACGCAAAGGUCGGCUGGACGCACCAGACACCCGAGGAGCAAAAGGACUACUCCAGCUGUGACCUGGAGAUGAUGUCCCAAAGUUUGAUCCUUCCACCUACGGACCGGCCCUACUUCCUGUUGCUGCAGGGUUACGACCAGAGCAAGGAUUUUGUUUUGUACAUUAUGGCGGGACAUACGCACGUGUUUGGGAGAAAGCCCACAAUGAGGGAACGGGAGAAGGACAAAGACAGAGAGAGGAAGGGGAAGAAACCUCUCAAGGUGGACACGUUCUUGUCUGCACCUGACCUCUUGGCCAGACACCUGCUUGUGAGGAGGGAUUCCGCCGUUCCUGAGACCCCCGCUGGGCGAGCUUUGAUACGGCCUUUCCGAGGCGGUGCCAUCACGCACAACGGCGUGGCUCUUUACAGAGAGACCGUCCUAAAACCCGGCGACGUCAUCGGUCUCGGGGACCACUUCCUCUUCUUGUACCGCGACCCCCGAGUCACACCGGCUCCCCCGUUGGCAUUGACGCUGCCCUGGCACUCGGACGGCUUGCACCCCUGCUGCUCUUCGGGCUUGGCAGACAAGCAGGAGGCGCUGAGGCACUACCUCGGAUCCACCGAGUCCGUUCUCAAGUUCCAUCCUCGGCACGCCGAUGCCUUGCUGCAGGAGAUAUUAUCGAAAAACUCCUCCCCCGACUCCGGAGGGGGGCCUUUGGCGCCGGCGUAUCUGCUGUCAAUCAUGAUCGACCACGCAUCCAAGCGCCUCGACCCCGCGCUCACGCCGCAGAUAUUACUCAAGGCGGCCAAUCAGAUCAAAGACAUUGUCUGGGAUAACAUUAAGGAAUUUGGGGAUAAGCAUCCCACGCAAAAUUCCAGUGAGCCAGAAAGUGAGAUUAGCACAGCCAAUGUCCAGAAGUUGUCAUCGGACCUUCGACCUCUGAUGUUCUGGAUGUCCAAUGCUACAGAGCUCCUCAACUUUUUUCAGGUGAAAGUGGAAAACAUGGAGAAAGAGUGGGAGUUUGAAGCCCCGGGGGAUCCAGUGUUGACGGCUGACAUGGACACAUGCUCAGAAGCUCUUGCGCAACUGGAUGAGGUCAUCAUGCACACCUUCCAGCAGUGCGUCUAUCACCUCACCAAGACCCUCUACUCGCUCCUUCCCGCCCUGCUGGACACCAACCCUUUCUCCACGGAGGAGAAGGAAAAAGAUGGAGCGGCGGGAGCAGAGGGUGAGGAGAAAGGAGAAGAGGCGGACGACGUGUCCACCCUGCCGCCCAAAGUGGCCGGGCUGGUGGAAGUGUAUCGCUCUUCACUCGUGCUCUCCAGGGAAGCUUGCCUUUCACCGCCGCUCACCUCCCAAACCUUCGGCUACCUCUUCUUCUUCACCAACACAUCUUUGCUCAACACCUUGCUGGAGAGAGAUGGACUCUUUUCUUGGUCCAGAGCCGUGCAGAUACGUACAAACUUGGACCUGGUCCUGGACUGGCUCCAGGGGGCGGGACUAGGGGACAUAGCUUCUGAAUUCAUGAAGAAGCUGUCAGUCAUAGUCAACUUUUUAUGUAUCCCCAAAACCCGUCUCAUACAGUCCUCCUGGAACAGUUUACAAGAGGAUCACACCUUGCUAAGCCCCGCCCAACUGAACCACCUCCUCACUCAUUAUAAAUUGGGACCAAGCAGAGCACCUCCAGCCUGCUGGACUCCGCCACCUGGCACCAUGCUCAGCGGAGACAUAUUUGAGAGCUUCCUGGACCACCCUCCUCUCAUCCUGCCGAACGAGACCCCUCGCCUCGACCUCUCGCAGCCGGUGCCGAGCCCGGACCUCCAAAAGGAAGUGACGCGCCUUCGCACCUUCUUGUGGGGCCUUGACCAGGACGAGCUUCCCGCCAAUCAGAGGACUCGGCUUUGAGCCGGCCCUGGAUUUAGAUUUAGGGAUGCCGCAUGAAAUAAAACCAACAAACUUCACAACAUUUCCAUAUCAAUUAAUGUAAUCAUUUAGAUAUUUCCGAGGACUACCGUAAGAGGACUGCGUUGUUUUGAUUCCCAAAAUAUACCGAAAAGCUUUUGGAGCAAUGCUUUAAAUGUCCGUGUUACGGAAUUGUAUCAAUUAAAACUACUAGUUUUUAAUAAAAGUCUUUAUUCUGCA